UAUAGUCGCCGACUUCCUCGGUGGCAUUUUACACGGUGGAUUCCUUGUCAAUCAAUUUCAAUUCUUGCAGGCGCCCACGCGACUGCUCCGCCCUUGGUGAAAAAUAGUAGGCGGGUGCAAGAGGAAUACAGUGUACUAUGCCACCAUUACGAGUGGCAAAUAGUGCUGUCAAUUUAAUAUUGCCGAAGUGCGUGUGUUAGUUACAAUGCAUGUGCAAGUUGCUAAAUGUUGCUGCUAUUGGCUCAAAAAGAAUGAUUGACGUUUUUAGAAGUAAUUCUUGCCCAUGCCAUGUUUUGUGGCUAAAAUGAAAACGAAUGCCAUUUAAAUAGCUAUCCCGUGUUCGGGAAUACGAAACUACACCCUGCGCAACGCACAUGGCCAUACUGUAAAAUAGCUGGGAACAAAAGAAGACAGCAUGUGAUUCUCGGGUCUGAUUCGUCUCUGCCUGUGGCUCCUGUAAUCUGGUAAUUUUCCACUAGCCACUGAGGGGAGUGGUUCUGAUGAGCGCAUGGGACAAGGUGGAAGGGCGAUUCAAAGGCAAAAAAGCACGUUUUCGUCAAUCAAAAAAGAGUUGUAUACGACAAUAAGCACAUAUGAACUCACAUGUAAUGCAGUAGGUUUAUAUUUUCAGCUAAAAUACCGCAUGGACCGCAGGCUGGAUGCAGAAAUAUACGCGUUUUUUGACAGGUCACGUGAUCCAGCACGCCACUUGAUGGAAAAAUACAAGACUUUGGAGAAGCCAGCCAUCAAGCUCACUUGCUACAGCGAAUAGAUGUGAAUAUGACAGAGCACGGUGUAAUCGUAGUAUUCGGUUCAAGAGGUACGGAGGGAGAUGUUCUGAAGGAGGGCGGCAGAAAAGAGAAGAGGGCUCUCAGCAAGAGCUUUCGCGUUGUCAUUCGCCUGUGCCCCCAGGACCAGAGGGACCCCCGAGCAGAUGAGGCGAGAAGCUCCAUAAAGGUUGAGGAACCGAAUCGGAUCGUUGUCGACAGAGGACGGGGUCACCAGCCGCACUCUUUGGAUUUUGAUGCAGUGUGGUGCGAGAAAGGCACCCAGAAGGAUGUCUACGAAUCCACAGCCAAGCCUCUGGUGGAGGCUCUACUGCAGGGCUACAACGGCUGUGUCAUCACCUACGGCUCUCCUGGCAGCGGGAAGUCCUACACCCUGCUGGGCGGCAGCCUCACGGGCAAACAGAGGGGCAUUAUCAGCAGAGCUGCAGAGGACAUCUUCAACACAACAGAGGCUCUAAACUGCAAGAUCAGAGUCUCCUUCAUUCAUGUGGCAAAUGAGAAGAUUUACGAUCUGUUGGAGAGCCCUCCGGCUGAGGUCUGUCGGAUCCACGAGGGGGAGGAGAUGGUUUUUCUGGAGGGGCUGAAGGAGGUGGAGGUGGGGUCUUCUCAGGACCUGCUGCACCUCUACAAGCGUGGGUCGGCCAACAGACAUGCAGGGGUGUCAAAGGGUGAGUUUGCCAGCAAGAGCCACACCAUUUUCAACAUCGUGGCCAUCAGCACGAACCUCAGGGAAGAAAGCGAUGCCCUGGAGGUGACAGUCAGCAAGCUCACCCUGGUGGAUCUGGCUAGCUCAGGAAAAGCAGCCCCUCGCAGUAGCGCUCUCGGAGACGGGAAGAGAUCUUUCCACACAAUUCAGGAAAACCCUCAAGAAGCCAAGAUACUCAAGCGGUCCCUCACAAUAUUUGGAAAUGUGAUUUUUGCCCUCAGCAGUGCUGCCUGCCAGCAUGUGCCGUAUCGGGAGUCCAAGCUGACCAGGAUCCUGAGGGACUGCUUAGGUGGAAAUUGCCAGACGUGUUUGAUCGUGACGGUGUCGUCCAACCUGGUGUCCGUUACGGAGACGCUCAGCAGCCUUCAGUUCGCCUGCCGCGCCAUGGCGAUCCCGGGCCGCGUGGUGCACACCUCCCAUCUCCGCUGCUCACCUGUGCAGAGUGUGAAGGUGGCUGAGAAAGCCAGAUGCAGCCCAGGCAGACACACGGUGCAGCUGCCCUGUACCCCUGACUCACGGGGCAUCCAGUCCCAGACCAGCCUGCCCCCCAUCCUGCCCGGCCCGGCCCAGGCCUGCGGGCCCUUCCUCAGGCCACAGGAGGAGGGGGACCUGAGGGCCUUCCUGCCUCAGCUGGACCGGGCGGGGCCGGCGGAGGGCGGGGGCCGCUCCGGGCGCCCUGGGAGAGGGGCGAGGCCCUCAGAGGAGAGGGGGGGUGUCUGGUCCCGGUCCAGCAGCUUGGCGGGGCCCCAGGUCCCGGAGGCCGGCGGGAGAGAGAGGCCCCCAAACCUUCGCCCCGAGGCCCUGCCCUCCCCACGCAUCUCCGUGGACCGGCUGCCCCCCUCCCUCCCACCCCCCGCGGCGGCCCCCAUCGCUCCCGUGGGGCUGGAGUGCCCCAACUGCAAGCGGGAGAGGAAGAUCAGGGAGGAGUACGACAAGUACGUGAUCCAGGCCCGGAGAGACCGAGACGGCCUGAGCCAGAGGGUGACCCAGCUGGAGGCAGAGCUCCAGGGGAGGGAGGCCGGCUCCACCACUGCCCCCUCCGCAAGGGCCAGAACAGGGGCAGAGACAGCCUCCGCACCCCAGGGUGAGGGGGCGGACAGCGGGGCUUGUGGGAGGAGGCAGAGGAAGGCCGCGAAGAGCACGGCCAGCCAAACGGAGCCGUCGCCCUCGGAAACGGAAAGCGAUCGCACGCGGCAGCAGAUGGUGAGCGCGGGGCGGAUGGACGACGGCCUGCGGAGAGAGACGGAGGCCCUCAGGGGGCAGCUGGAGGAGAGUCGGGGGAAGGAGAGGGCCCUGGCGGCGAGCCUGCAGGCGGAGAGGGGCCGGGGGGCCCAGGAGGCUGAGGAGCUGAGGGCCCAGCUGGACAGAGGGAGGGAGAAGGACAGACAGCUCGGCCUCCUGCAGAGACAGAAGGAGAGCCUGAUGCUGGAGCUGCAGGACUCAGAAGCGGUGCACGACAGGUUUAGAGAGGACGCCGUUCUCACCGUGACGGGUCUGCAGAAACAGAAGAAGGAAUUGUUGUCUCAGCUAGACGAAGCAAAAAUAUUUUGUGAUAAGGUCAGGGCCGAGAACGCAGGUCUGAGGGAGCAGCUGGAGGCUCUCCUGGCACGGCUGAGAUCCGGGCCCCGCCCGGACAGCCCCGCCCGCCCUGCCCCCCCUCACGUCCACACCGUCACCACAAACACGGAGAUGCUGCUCCUCUCCCACCACGUGUCCCAGCAGUGUGCCCCGGGCCCUGGAGCAGAGGGCGGCUGCUUCUUCAGCGGCUGCACUGGAUUCCAGAGCUCUGCGUUUCCCGGGAAACAACCGGAGUAUUCCACCACGCAGGACAACGACGACAACCUGCCUAAAAUGAAAGACAUAUUCAAACAACUGAGGAGAGAGCACAGCCUGCUGCUGGACGUGAUGCUGAUCCUGUACAGACGGGGCUGGUUCGCCGCAGACGCCAUUCCCUACGUCAGACGCACGCUGAGGAAAUGCGGGAUGCGUCUGAAGGACACGGACUGAGCUGCUGAGCGCGUGUGCUCCUCCUCACCACCGGCCUGCGGUCAGAGACGUGCGGUUAGGCGGUCACAUCAGAGAGAGGCUACGCUGCGUGGGAACGGGCCCUAAACAUGCUUUAUAGAUGCUAAAACUACGGAACUAAUUGGACUGACAGUAUUUCUGUUUUCAAUGCGCAGUGUCUACAGUACAAUAUUUGAAAUAUAUUGCCGUUAAAAACUAUUUUAGGGUCCAUCUCAUUCACAUAGUUAUCCAUUCAUAAUUUUUACCAAAUCUAUGGGUGCUAAAAGUGGCAUUGUUUCAAGGGUUAAGCAGCAGUACUGUAUUUGUGUGUAUUUGUUGGAUACAUGAGAAAAAUGAGAAGUCACUGCUCUCAGAAGCCAACACUGAAUGUUCCUCCCUUCACAAUUCACUGCAAUUCCCGGCCAUAAAUUAAAACCUUUAUUGCCAUUGGGUUUUUAAGUGCACUUCAUAGGCCUGUUAAAAGGGACCUGGCUGCAGAAUAGAGCACACACUGAAUAGGAAAUCCCAGUUUACAAUCUCUUACAGCCUUCUGCCAGAAUCUCUCUCGAAGUGGAUAAGCCUGUCCUAACCUGAUGAACAUGUAACUGCCAUGCACAACAUGCACAUGCAUUGUCACAAUAUCAAAGGGCUCAUUUGUGAAGAGGAGCCAAAAAAUGCACAUUGCACAUAUAAUUGCAUGAUUCAGCAUGGCUCCGCCUACUACACAACUACAAGAAUACUUCCUGGGGUGGGUGGAGUAGGUGUGUCCAUCACAUUUGCAUCAAGUAUUCUCUAACCAAUCAGAUGCCGGCAGUGUUCUGUAUGGUAUUUAUCCCAAACAGUUGGCUGUCUGACUAGUGCAAGUUUGAAAACAAGCAGUUACAAAAGUAAACAAAUUUGUGAACCGUCGAUAUCUUGAUUGACAUUUAUAUGACGUAGAGGUGCUGCAUUAAGCAGGUGAUUAAUCAUGGUCCAGGAUUGCGCUGGCUGACCUCACGCUGAAGGCAGCUGGUCUCCUGGGCAGCUCUAGCACUGCGCAGGGCUCCUUUACCUCUUCUCCCAGCUCACAGCGUCCUCUGCUGGGGAUUCUGGGAAGAGGAUGCUCCAGAGCUCAUAAACCUCUCUCCUCUCACUGCAGUGUCUCUCUCGCUCCCAUUUGAACCCAAAAAAAUAAACGUCAA
Conger conger (European conger) is the source of this 4679-nucleotide messenger RNA. RefSeq names its product kinesin-related protein 3. Gene Ontology annotation, molecular function: microtubule motor activity; ATP hydrolysis activity; ATP binding. Gene Ontology annotation, biological process: microtubule-based movement. Lineage: Eukaryota; Metazoa; Chordata; Actinopteri; Anguilliformes; Congridae. The coding region runs from base 781 to 3501 and encodes 906 amino acids. The record is from RefSeq and is a predicted model, not a curated record. Gene Ontology annotation, cellular component: kinesin complex; microtubule. The transcript is spliced from 22 exons.